Messenger RNA from Caenorhabditis auriculariae, 2383 nucleotides. The record is from the annotation of a GenBank genome assembly. Lineage: Eukaryota; Metazoa; Nematoda; Chromadorea; Rhabditida; Rhabditidae.
AUGGAUCCCGAAAAGGCGAAGGCCCAUAUUCCGGCCCCGGACUUUUUCUCCUACAACAGUCGCGAUGCCAUCAUCUAUGCCCUUGGAGGUUCGCAUUUUCCAUUUUUUUUUUUUCUCGAAGUUUUCAAAAACUGAGCGUUUGAGAUAUGAAGACAUUGGAUUUCAAAAAUAUUUUUGGAUUUUGAGACCUCUUAUUCAAAGUGAAUCCGCGAAAUUCGGAUAAGCUGUCAGAGAGUAAAAAAAUAACUUAGUUUUGGCGAGUCAGAUUUUGAUUUGCACUUUAAAACUCAACUUGAAAAAAGCUUCGUAUUGAUACGAAAUUGAUGUAAGCUUUCCCGUUUCUAAAUUUGAAAUAGUCCUAGUUCAUGAAAACGUAGGAAAAAUGUGAAUCCUUUAUACAACGAUUGAUUGAAUUGUUGCAGUGGGAGCUCAUGCGAAGCAAGACAUCCGCUACCUGUACGAGGUACACGAGGAUUUCGCGCCUCUGCCGACUUUCAUCGUGGCGCCAGGCCUGAAGGCGGCCGGACUUCUUGACUGGCCGGGGAUCGAGUUCGACCUGGUGCGGAUCCUCCACGGCGAGCAGUACAUCGAGAUCCACGAGCCUCUGCCCACAGACGCACGACUUCGGUCCGAAUGUCGCGUCGUCGACCUUCUGGACAAGGGCUCGGGAGCUCUGAUUCUCAGCGAGAGUUCGUUUUUGGAAGAUUUUUCUUUCAAUAUUUUCAUUCUCUUUCAUUGCUUCAACCAUUCGGAGAGGAAGAAAUGGCUGUUCAGAGGUACUAAAAGCCAGUCCAAAAGUUUAAAAAUAUGUGUUUGGAGAAGGGGCUGGCGGCUUCUAAAAACUAUCUCUCCAUAUAUGACUAGUUAUUUUGUCUCUAGAACUAAUUUAAAAGUUAAUUUUUCUUUGAAAAGGUCGUUCACAAGGAUUUUUUUUCAGUAACGACCUACGACGACGCGACCGGGAAGAAGAUCGGCGUGCAGCAAAUCAGUACCUUCCAGGUCGGCGCCGGAAAGUUCGGUGGCGCCCGAACUUCGCCCCACGAAAAGAAGCCGGCUGAUAUCCCGUCGAGAGAGCCCGAUGCGGUCGUCGAGGAGAAAACUUCCAUCGAUCAGGUUUUGAUUAUUUAAAGUUUAGUUUGAAAAUAAGGAGAGCUAUGAUUCAUUAUAUCUAUCCAGAGGAGAAAAAAUUAUCUUUCAAAGUCUUGUCAUUUUUUUUUUACUCUUUUUCCACUUUUUUUCCUUCUCUUUCACCUAAAGCUUCGAAAAAAGAAAUUAAUAUUUUGUCAUUUUGAUCCUGAUAGUCCAUUUUUCGAAGUUUUAUUUAUUUUUUUUCCUUUCUUUAACUAGGAACAACUAACUUUUCGAUUUAUGUUCGACUUCUGAAAGUUUGAAAAAUCAGCAAUCAGAAAAAAAUCAAAAUCAAAUCAGAUCAAAAAAAUCAUUUGAAAAAUCUAAUUUUCAAUUCAUUAAUUCGAUUUACAGGCGGCGCUGUACAGAAUGGGCUCCGGUGACUUGAAUCCCCUCCACAUUGAUCCCAACUUUGCCAAGGUGUGAAGAUAUAAGGAAAAAAAACCAGAUUCCCCUCAGAUGUCUGGAUUCGAGCAGCCGAUUCUCCACGGCCUCUGUUCUUUGGGUUUCUCCACUCGCCACGUUCUCAGCGUCUGGGCCAACAACGACGGCACACAGUUCAAGGCGAUGAAGGUAUUUUUGAUGGGAGAGAAAUAUUGGAAAAUUCAUAAAAUUAAAUAUUUUUUUUGAACUUUUCUUAUUGUCUCGGAAAAAUAUCGCACAGCGAUUUUCUCAGGGAAGAAAAAAAGCAAGUCUAAAAUGAAAACUUGAUCAAAAUACACUAAAAAUAAGGUCAGUUAUUGAAAAGAGUUUAAAAAAAAACUCUUUUCAAAGUUUGUACUUCAAAGAAUAACAUUUUAGGUUUUGAAUGAUUCAUUUUCAGACUCGAUUUGCUUCCCCAGUGAUUCCUGGACAAACUCUGCGAACUGAGAUGUGGAAGGAAGGAAAUCGUAUCGUAUUCCAGACAAAGGUACUUUGAGAGCUCAUUUUUUUCUUAUUUCUAAAAUUUUUUAUCUUUCUUAAAAGAGCGCUAUUUUAAGCCUGUUGAAAAAACCCUGCCAAAGUCUUUGAAAUCGCAAAAACGGAUUAUUACCUGAAUUUUAAAAAAACUGAUGAAAUUUUCUUGCUUUUUAAAUAAAACUUGUCUAUGCUCUUUUGAAGUCCAAAAAGAAAAAAUGAAGCUCGAAAUGUGUCUUAAAAUCAAAACUUUCAGGUAAAAGAAACGGGAAAGACGGUUUUGUCAAACUGUUGGGUCGAGUUGAAGCAGGCCAGCGAGAAACCGGAAAUCGAGCCUCACCUUGCGGCUAAACUUUAA